AUGGGUUCAAGCUCCAUUCUAAUUUUGAAGCCUUACGAUGGAACGAAGAAGACUGCCAUUCGAGGAUGCUGGAUAGAGCUUUCCGAGAAUAAAAAAACUAUCAAUUUUCCGAACUUCUUCGCUUUUCCGUCGGACUUUCAUAAAAAGCCCCUUAGAUGGUACGAGUUCCUACUUCUAGGCAAUAGCCGGCAACAGGCUUGCAAGAUCUGCCUCAGCACCUUUGGCAGCACCAGUAACGGCCAGGUGUCAAGUGAAAUGAUGUCAAAUUUCAUUUUAGCCCUGGAAGGCAUGGAUGCUUCAACCGAACCGGAAGUGCCAUCCAGUGGAGUUCUCGUAGCGUCGAAAAUCGUAUUUAUUGAUUCUUGUUCACCGGUGGUAGAAUGGGAAAAUACGCCCAAAGAUGAAGUCAAUGAAGUUUACCUCCAGCAGUUUGCUAUCGAAGAAAUUGUUUUCGGAUAUACAGAGGAGCUACAUUUUGACAGAUGCGUAUAA
Dibothriocephalus latus is the source of this 492-nucleotide messenger RNA. Lineage: Eukaryota; Metazoa; Platyhelminthes; Cestoda; Diphyllobothriidea; Diphyllobothriidae. The record is from the annotation of a GenBank genome assembly.